Molecule: messenger RNA, 1527 nt
Organism: Sclerotinia sclerotiorum 1980 UF-70
Lineage: Eukaryota; Fungi; Ascomycota; Leotiomycetes; Helotiales; Sclerotiniaceae
Exons: 3
Coding region: 1-1527 (508 amino acids)
Source: RefSeq, a predicted model, not a curated record
AUGGAUAGCUCUUCUAGCAGAAGCUCCCCUCCUCCACCCUCCUCUCCACCCCAUACAAUCGCUUUCCCUACCUUUGAAGCACUUCCCACCACUUCAACCACCUCGAAUUUACCAAACAGAUCAAGAUCGAGAUCAAACGCUCUCUCUGCGGACGCAGAACCUCCUCAACUAGAGGAUUUAAUUAUAUCGGCGCGUCGCGAUUCAGUCCAUUCAGCAUCAUCUACUUCAAGCGGAUAUACCGCAGAGAUCAAACGCCUUCGUGCGGAGGUUGCGCGGCACAAUCAAGAGGUUGAAGAAUCUGCCAUUGGUCUUGGUCUUAACAGAGGACCAAUUGCAGCAAAUACUGAAAGCGAAGCGUUCAAUUACCGUGGUGUUCAGAGCGCGCCACCAGUUGUUUCUCUGCCACCAAGACGCGGUUCACUUCCACUUGCCGGCGAUCAUCCGGUCACUAUUGAUUCAAGCGCUCGCCGCGGGUCACUUCCACUUGCCGCCGAUCAUCUCGUCACUAUUGAUUUAAGCGCUCGCCGCGGAUCUCAACACUCUCGACCCUCUUCUAUCCCACCUCAACUCCCUUCAGUGACGCACACUCUAUCUCAACUAACUUCCGCUAAAUACGUUCCACCACAAAUACCUAAGAUGAAUUAUCAAGGCUUUGGUGAUCCCAAUCAACCCGGUCAACAAUCGAACUCAAGACAAGCAUCACCAUCGCCAGGUCAAGGCAUGGCUCAUACAAACGGAAUGAACGGUCAGAUGAACAUGGCUGGAAUGGCUAACAUGAUUGGGUUUCCGACUCCAGCUGGACACCAAUCCGACUUGAACUACAUUAUGGUCAUGGUCGAAGAGUUGAGCCGCCUUUUAGCAGCCAAUCAAAAGAUUACUGAUAGUAUUCUUGAGAAGAUCGGCAACGUUCGCCAACGAGCCAAAGACAAGAAUUUGACCAACGAUGAACUUCUCGCAAUUGUUUCUGAGGAAUUGAAUGCGGGUUCCGAAAACCUUGAAGCCGAAAACUCCCAAUUGCGCAGAGCAAUCGAACAAUCCAAGGCUGAUUCCGAGGAGAAUUGGAAAUUGGUUCUCCACGCUGCUGGUAUCCUUGAAGAUAUCAAGGAGAAGGCACACAACUAUAAGUUCCAGCACGAGAAAGACACCCUUGCUUGGCAUAAGAGUUAUCGUGAUCAACUAGCUCAAGAGCGUAAAGAGAAUCUCGAACUUCGUUGUCAUAUUGCUGAUAUGCAAGCUCAUGCUGCUAAGGCUAAUGAUUACAUUAAUCAACUUCGUCGAUAUGCUUCUGAGCACAAGAUCAUUACUGAACUCACAACUCAAGUUCAUCAAUACAAGUCUGAACGUCGUUUCUGGAAGCGCAUGGCUUGUGUUGGUCUUCGUGAAGAUCCUAGUGAAUGGUCUGAUGAUGAAGGUGGUGCUACUGGCAAUAUCCCUGAAGCUGAGAAGAUUGCUUGUGCUUCAUACAUUGCUGAACGCGAGGAAAUGGCUCGUAUUGUUCUGGGCCACAAUGAUGAUUCCUCUUCUUAA